AUGUUUGAAAAUUUAAAAGCAUUCAUUAGACAUGGGAAGCAAGCUAAUGAUAUAAAAAAGAGACAAACAACAACUACAGAUCAAAAUAUAAGUAAUUCAAAUUCAUACCCAAAUGUUACUUUACCAUCUCAGUUCAAUCCAGAUUUGAAUAUCAAUCAUGAACAAUUAAGUGCUACCAAUAAUAAUCAUAUUCCAACUAAUGAUACUAAUGGAAUAUAUACCAAUAGUAAUUAUCUGGAUAUAACUUUAAUUAGUAAUUCUGCUAUUCAAAAUGUAUAUCCAACACCAACAGAACAACCACAUGAUGAUAGGAAUUAUCAACAUGUUGCAACCCAUAUAGUUGAACAAGAAAGACUCGAGAAACAAAGAGAAAAGCAGGCUAAAUACCCUAAUUUAGAUAAUUAUGAAAUUAUUGAUAAAAUGGGAGAAGGAGCAUUUUCUGUGGUUUAUAAAGCUAAACAUAUUCCAUCAGGUAGAUUUGUUGCCGUUAAAAUAUUACGAAAAUUUCAAAUGGAUCAAGUUCAAAAGCAAGCAGUAUUAAAAGAAGUUACUAUUAUGAGACAAUUAAGUCAUCCUAAUAUUGUAAAAUUUAUUGAAUUUAUUGAUUCUCCAACUUAUUAUUAUAUUGUUCAAGAAUUAGCCAUUGGUGGUGAAGUAUUUACUCAAAUCGUAAAGUAUACUUAUUUCUCGGAAGAUUUAUGUCGUCAUGUAAUUUAUCAAGUUGCAAAAGCCGUUAGAUAUCUUCAUGAAGAAGUAGGAAUUGUUCAUCGUGAUAUAAAACCAGAAAAUUUAUUAUUUAUGCCAAUUGAUAUAAUUCCUAGUAAAGAUCCACUUUCCAAAUUAAGAAAAUCAGAUGAUCCCAAUACUAAACAAGAUGAAGGAGAAUUUACUUUUGGAGUUGGAGGAGGUGGAAUUGGUCUUAUUAAAUUAGCUGAUUUUGGUUUAUCUAAACAAAUUUGGGAACAUAAUACAAAGACUCCUUGUGGAACUGUUGGUUAUACUGCCCCUGAAAUAGUUAGAGAUGAACGUUAUUCUAGAGAAGUUGAUAUGUGGGCUAUUGGAUGUGUUUUAUAUACAUUAUUAUGUGGAUUUCCUCCAUUUUAUGAUGAAAGAAUUGAAUCAUUAACUGAAAAAGUUGCUCGAGGUGAAUAUACAUUUCUUAGUCCUUGGUGGGAUGAAAUAUCUAUUGAAGCUAAACGAUGUGUUAGUAAAUUAUUAACGGUUGAUCCUAAAAGAAGAUAUACAAUUAAUGAUCUUUUAAGUGAUCCUUGGUUAAAUAAAGUUUCUGCUGAUCUGAAAGAAAUUCCUAAACCAAAAUCCGAACGAUCUAAUGAAGUUCAUCCAAUUCAAAGUUUUAAUGUUAAAUAUUCUAAGAAGUAUAAGAAUUCUCAAGAAUUAUAUUCUCCUGCUGCUGUAGCACUUCGUGAUGCAUUUGAUAUAUCUACUGCAGUACAUAGAAUGGGUGAAGAAGCUGCUCUUGGUAAAUUAAAUCCUAAUACAAUUCAAGAUUUAGUAGAAGAGGAAGAAGAAGAAAAUGAAGAAAAUGUUGAUAGAGAAGGUCAUGUAUUAGAAUCAUCAAAUCCAACUCAUACAACAUCUCAAAAAACCACUACUCAUCAUCAUAAAUAUAAUUAUAACAAUAAUAGUCAUAAGCAACAACAAGCUAGAAUUUUUGAAUUAAAUUUAGGAGGUGCCUCUAUUAUUGAAAGAAGAAAAAACAAACAAGUAUCAGUUGAGGGUUAA
Molecule: messenger RNA, 1743 nt
Organism: Scheffersomyces amazonensis
Lineage: Eukaryota; Fungi; Ascomycota; Pichiomycetes; Serinales; Debaryomycetaceae
Gene: RCK2
Product: serine/threonine protein kinase
Exons: 1
Coding region: 1-1743 (580 amino acids)
Biological process (GO): protein phosphorylation; cellular response to oxidative stress
Molecular function (GO): ATP binding; calcium/calmodulin-dependent protein kinase activity
Source: RefSeq, a predicted model, not a curated record